UACUUUGGACUCAAUUGGACCAUUUCAAGUCAGUGAGCAAGAGAUAUCAGCAUAGUGGAUACACAACAACAAUACCGCUUGAAGGAGCAAUCCACCAUGGAGUUUAGCUUAGAAUUAAAUCCAGAGAAGACUCUUUUUGUACUCGGGCCUUGUUUUGCAGCCUCACUCCUCAGGGAGGGAGCCACCGAGGGCGGCCGAAGCCUACCGCCACUGAGCUACGCCUCGCUGAGAAAGUCACUCAAAGAAGCUGGUCUCUCUUCUAACAAAAGACCCCGUUCAAGUAAAGGAGCAGAGGAGCUAGACGCCCAGCAGGGAAAGCGAAGAUUGGAAGAUGUGUUCUCCGGCAUAUCCCGAGAGCAGCUCCAGAGAACACAGCUUGCAGAGACCCUCCUUGGACUACAGCAAGAAGGCGCUCUACUGGUCUACUUGCACCCUGACAGUCUCUGCGAAGAGGCUAUGGACCUAACAGCAUUCACUCUGAGCCAGACAGAGAGCUGGACAAGAAGUCGAGCCGGUCUCCUGCAUCCUUUUGGAGUCCAUACUGCUCCAGAGAGUAUCCAUGUACCACCCGCGAGCAGGAGCAGAUCAAACGAGAUUAGCAUACCUCAAGAACUAUCUGAGGUCCUCAAGGAGAGGUCUUGCAUUUGCCUAGGACUCUAUCCAAGCGGGAAAGACGAGCCUGAUCCAGGGAAUCCUCUAGUAGACAAGUUCUUGGAUUGGAUCCACAGUUACUCGGGAAACCUCCCCACCAUCAUCCAUGAUAGCAGCACUGCAUCCACUGCUGCAUCAUCUACAAACGCAGAACUGCACAUUCACAGCGUCCCCUUGCCACAGGGCCUAUGCCAUAUUAGUGAAACAUCAAAAGUUGUUGGUCAAGGAAUCAACUUUCCACCUCAAGUGGAAGGGGCAGUCUCCAUAUCACUUGUAUUAGGUAACAAAUCUGGUCUCUCUCAUGUGACGGACAUAGUCUCUCGCUUUCCUGGAGUUAACUUUGUAAUCAGCUGCAACCUUCAGGCCAUGGGUCUAGAGUUUCAUCCUCUCUCCGUUCGUCUGACAACGAAAAACUUUAAAGAAUUUUGGGAGAACCUCAUGUCCCCUAAGACCCUCUCGGAACUGGUAGAGAACUCUGUGCUCUUUAUCGUGCUUAGGAACGGCCCUACAAUCUGGCUUAAUAACACAGGUAGCAAGAGCUUUUACAAUAGCAAAAUAAAGGGACGGACAGUUGAAGAUGUAGUGAAGUCUUCCAGCCUUCAACCUCCUCCUCUCUCUAAUAAGACCACCAGUAGACAAAUACCCCGCUGGUAUACAACAACACGAAAAGUCAACUCAAGCACAAGUGGUGUCAGCAAGGACUCCCUGGGUUUACUGAAAGAUGACAGCACUCCGGUGCUAAGCAGUAUCUUAAAGGAUGGUAAAGAUGGAAGAAGGAAGAGCCUACCAUUGCCGUCUUCUUUCUCUUCGUCUUUAAAAACUAAGUUCCCAUCAAAUAAUCCUAUAACUGUAACAAGCAGACAGCAAUUAUUAAUCAGUAAAUAUUUAUUUACACGAAAGCACAAGGAGACUGAUCCAGCUGCAAAUUCCACUCUCCUCCGCAGUCUCUUAUCUGGAGAGCCUAAAGAGUUCCCAAAGUCAAGCAAAGUCAAAAGCAGCACAAUGGAGCUGCUAGAAAAAUGGACGACAGAAAGACGAAAGAACCUUUACAUCAAAGAGAACUCUGCAUGGUCGUCUUGCAUUGAUAAAGCUCUGAAGCGCAAGAUGGAAAAAUGGGAAAAAGUGAGAGCAAGAAGGAGGCAGAGAAGCAUCGAGCGAGAAGCUAAGACUUCCUCAAUUUCGAGUUCCAAUUCUGAAGAUCUUCGUCAGCAUUUGACCUCUCCCGUCACCUACUCUCCCCUUCAAGCUUCCCACUCAAUCUCUCCCUCUCUGCUGAGUCCCAUUAAUCCAUUCCUCUUCCCCACAGCUGCUGCUAACACUCUCUCCCUUCACACCUCACCCCUGGUCUACCCAACCUCUUUCCUAUCCAGCUAUCCUUAUUUGACUCCUGCAACACUGCCCUACGUCCAGGCGGCUACCGUUCUCCCUCAAGUGACGCCUCCUUCUUUGAGUGCUUCGAGCAUUUUCGGUGGAGCAGCCACUUUAGCUGCAGCACCAGUCACAACAGCUACUCCUGUCCUAUCUAGAAAUGGUCAAAUGUAUCACUCCACGCAUUAUGCCAGCUCUGUAAUGGCAGACUCAUCCAGUCAGACAGCAAACAGUCGAAAGAGAAGCAGUUCUUCUCAAAAAACAAGUUCUUCUAGUUCCUCGAUUUCAGCACUUUUAAAGCAAGAGCAAGAGCUCCCGUCGACAGUCUCAAAAAGGCAAAGGCUGACCACCAUCUCUCCUUCUUCGUCCUACAUGGACGAUCGAAGCGAUGGGGAGGAGGAGAGAACACCACCACCUUCCUCCUCUUCCCGCCGUGAUGGAGAGCUCUGGCAGUUCCUUCUCGACCUCUUGCUGUCCAACAUACACUCCGACUGGAUACAAUGGAGCCCUCAAGUCACCAUGGAGUUUACAAUCAAAAAGCCAAAAGAUGUUGCAAGACUAUGGAACACGUAUGUCGGUAGCGAAACAGACUCAAAGGACACAACAAAAUUUAAAACUGCUCUCGGUUUUUGUCUCAGGAAAUCUCCUCCUAUCAUGUACAGUGUUGAAGGAAAGACACACACUUACAGAUUUAGUCAAAGCGUCCUGUAUUACAUCAACAUGAGAUAUACGCAACAAUUGGAAGGAGAUUUCAUUUCUAAGAAACUCAACACUGACAAUAGUAGGGAAAUGAGCCGAUCUAGGGAAGUACUAGUGGUCGAUUAGUUUUUAAAAUUAUUUAGACGAUUUUACAAUUUCAUAUAUUAUCUAUGUAUAUCUUGCUUUCUUCGCCCCCAUCUCUUAUAAUAAUAUAUUUUCUUCAUUCUUUUUGUAAAAUGAAAUCCUUUCUUUCUACUGCUUGACAUUUUUAUAAUAA
Amphimedon queenslandica is the source of this 2995-nucleotide messenger RNA. RefSeq lists its product as uncharacterized. NCBI's taxonomy places the organism in Eukaryota, Metazoa, Porifera, Demospongiae, Haplosclerida, Niphatidae. The coding region runs from base 97 to 2844 and encodes 915 amino acids. The record is from RefSeq and is a predicted model, not a curated record. The transcript has 3 exons. Gene Ontology annotation, molecular function: sequence-specific DNA binding; DNA-binding transcription factor activity. Gene Ontology annotation, biological process: regulation of DNA-templated transcription.